UGUAAGCUCUUCCUCCUUCCUCCCUUCCUUUCCCCUUCUCCCCGCCUGCCCCCCAAGUCCCAGCUCCCAUGGCCGCGGCCUCCCCUCUCCUAUCCUCCCCUUCCACCUCCCUCCUCUCCACCCCUAUCCCAACGCCUCAUCACAUCCGCAGCUCCAAACCAACCAUCCGAUACAGCUCCAUACCCAAGGCCAAGAGGCCGCCUCCUCUCUCCUGCGCCAGCACCAGCGUCACCCCCACUAGCUCAACACCACUGCAGCCGUCAUUGCGGGUUUCUGAGGGUCCUAUGCAUCCUCAACGCCUGAGUUGUGGGCGACUACGCUGCCUCAUCGUCGCCGCACUCGAGCAGCCGCUUCGGAGGCUUUCCGACGAACAGGAUAUGCAUAGGCACUUAUGAAGUCUGAUGAGAGAAGAGCCAGCUACAAGUGAGACAUUAUGUACACUAACAACUCAGUGAGAUGCUCGGUAGAGGAACAUCCUUUUUGUUAGUCCUAUCAUGUGGUUAUCCAUGUUAGAGGAGACAAUCUUUUCUUAUGCUAACAUGGUAUGA
Messenger RNA from Phragmites australis (common reed), 548 nucleotides. RefSeq lists its product as uncharacterized. The record is from RefSeq and is a predicted model, not a curated record. NCBI's taxonomy places the organism in Eukaryota, Viridiplantae, Streptophyta, Magnoliopsida, Poales, Poaceae. The transcript is spliced from 2 exons. Bases 69 to 395 code for a protein of 108 amino acids.